AUGUCAGAGAAACUCCAGGUCGUCGAAGGUAAAAUAGAACAAUGCAUGAACAUUAUCAAGUCCACCGGAGCAUCUGUCAGAAUGGAGUUGGAAACCAAUAAUGCCUCUCAAGAAUCAGGGGCUACAUCUCCACUGAUGGGGCAAAGCAGAUAUUUUCCUGACAUAUGGAAUAUAGGACCCCUGAUGACAAAGGAAAGGCAAAUCUCGGAGAAGUGUAAAUUUUCCAGCAGUAAAAAACAUAUACCGACCGAAUUCAUCACCCGGCUUCAAUUAGAAUACGACGUAUACGGAAGGCAUAUGUUAUUAGAAUAUUUUAUAAAAGAUCACUUGGAAGACGAUGCGUUAGCAUGGUACUCGACUAGUCAGGGCACAAUGGCUACGUUUGAAGAAUUCAAGAAAAAAUUCCUUUCCAGAUUCCACGGGUCUAAGUACGACCAGCUACUAUAUGAAGAACUUAACUGUGGUCUAUACUUUAAUAAGCUACACCUUUCCCCAACCGAAUAUUUUAGUAGGCUGGUUAUUCGGGCCAGAGCAUGUCAAAGUAAGCCCGAAGAUGCAUAUAUCUGUAAGACGCUAGGACGGCACUUCGGCCCGAAAAUAGAAGAAAUCGUCAUCUACCAAGGGAUUGAUAACAUAGAUCGGUUCAUGCAGUUAUUAGAAGACGUGGGAAAGGAGAAAAUAAUGAAAUCAAAGGAGUCCAGGAUUGCAAAGGAUUCCAUUCCGAGUUCAGGGUGA
Molecule: messenger RNA, 735 nt
Organism: Nezara viridula (southern green stink bug)
Lineage: Eukaryota; Metazoa; Arthropoda; Insecta; Hemiptera; Pentatomidae
Source: the annotation of a GenBank genome assembly